AAUUCCACCAUCUCAACUUCCACAAAACCAACAAUUUAUAAUCAGUUUCCAUUUCAAUUUCCAACCAUCUCUCAAAAUGGCUGAUCACGUGAACUACGACAACACCAAGCCCGUUUCCGACGAGCCUUGCGAAGGCACCACCACCGCUGUCGCCGUGGAGAGCACCGAUCGCGGCCUCUUCGGCUUCGGCGGCAAGAAGGAGGAGGCAAAGUGCGAGGAGACUCCGAUCGCCUCCGAAUUCGAGGAGAAAGUCAAGGUCUCCGAAGAGCCGGUGAAGGAGGAGGAGAAGAAGCACGAAGGAUUGAUCGAGAAGCUUCGCCGCUCCGAUAGUUCUAGCAGUUCCUCGAGUGAGGAGGAAGAAGUUGGGGAAGACGGACUGAAGAAGAAGAAAAAGAAGAAGGGUUUGAAGGAGAAGAUUGUAGGAGAGAAGGAAAAGGAGAAGAAGGCUGAGUGCGAAGAUACAUCGGUUCCGGUGGAGAAGUACGAAGAGCAUGAGGAGAAGAAAGGCUUCCUAGACAAGAUCAAGGACAAGCUUCCCGGAGGCAAGAAGACAGAGGAGGUUGCUGCACCUCCACCACCGGCUCCGGUCGUUGCGGAUUAUUCGGAGGCGGAGGGGAAGGAAAAGAAGGGAUUUUUGGAUAAGAUCAAGGAGAAGCUCCCUGGGUACCACCCAAAGAGUGAUGAAGAAAAGGAAAAGGAAAAGGAAAAGGAGGGUGCAUGCUAAAUUUAAUCAAGUGUGAUUUUCCAACUGUUAUUUGUUGAUGCUUUUCCAAUGCUUUGAUUUCGCUUAUUUUGUUGUAUUUGCUUUUCUCAAUUAUAUAUGUGUAUGUGCAGUAUUUUGUGUACAUCCAUAUUAAGUUUGCUUUUAUUGCAAGUGUUAUUGUUAUUA
This is a messenger RNA of Salvia splendens (bonfire salvia), 889 nucleotides long. RefSeq names its product phosphoprotein ECPP44. NCBI's taxonomy places the organism in Eukaryota, Viridiplantae, Streptophyta, Magnoliopsida, Lamiales, Lamiaceae. The record is from RefSeq and is a predicted model, not a curated record. Gene Ontology annotation, cellular component: cytosol; membrane. The coding region runs from base 77 to 724 and encodes 215 amino acids. The transcript has 2 exons. Gene Ontology annotation, biological process: cold acclimation; response to abscisic acid; response to water deprivation.